This is a messenger RNA of Castor canadensis (American beaver), 572 nucleotides long. The record is from RefSeq and is a predicted model, not a curated record. NCBI's taxonomy places the organism in Eukaryota, Metazoa, Chordata, Mammalia, Rodentia, Castoridae.
UUGCCUCAGCAGGUGUGAAGUGUGUGCUUCAGUGUCGUGGGAGACUUGCGUCCCCGAGAGGGAGGGGAAAGGUUAAAACACUCCUUGAGUGGGGUUGCCGGGUCACUGUCGCGGAUUUUCAGAGCCUGCUGGGCGGCGCCAUGGCGGAAAGAAAAGGAACAGCUAAAGUAGACUUUUUGAAGAAGAUUGAGAAAGAAAUCCAACAAAAAUGGGACACUGAGAAAGUGUUUGAGGUCAAUGCAUCUAAUUUAGAGAAGCAUACCAGUAAGAACAAGUACUUUGUUACAUUCCCAUAUCCGUAUAUGAAUGGGCGUCUUCAUUUGGGACACACGUUUUCUUUAUCGAAGUGUGAGUUUGCAGUAGGGUACCAGAGAUUAAAAGGAAAAAGCUGUCUGUUUCCCUUUGGCUUACACUGUACUGGAAUGCCUAUUAAGGCGUGUGCUGACAAGUUGAAGAGAGAAAUAGAGCUGUAUGGUUGCCCCCCUGAUUUUCCAGAUGAAGAAGAAGAAGAGGAAGAGAUUGAUGUUAAAACAGAAGAUGUAGUAAUUAAGGAUAAAGCUAAAGGGAAAAAG